AUGGCGCUUGCGGCGCGCCUGCUGACCCUCCGGCGGUCUCCUAUCCUCCUCAAACUGCCACCAUACCUCUCUGCGAUAUGCAUCCUGGUCGGCAUAACAUGGCUUCUCCUUCUGCCACUGAACGAAUACUCUCGACAGACGUACAUUUCCGAGAACGCGAUCCUCCCCGGCCAGGUUCACACUUACUUUGGCGGCAGCGAACAUAACAUCUUUCGCGCAUAUCGACAGGAGGUGCACGAUCUCGGUCAGAGAAGCUCUGCAGAGAGGAUAGAAGGUAUCGAGAGGAUUAUCAAGGAGAUCAACCUCAAGAGCGCAACUCAGCGAUAUGGAUUUGAAGUGGCAGGAGAAAAAAUUGAGGGCACAAAUGUAUAUGGCCUGCUUCAAGGACCUCGAGCAGAUGCCACUGAAGCGAUGGUCCUGAUUGCAGCAUGGAAGAAUUUUGAAGGCGAGAUCAACUACUCUGGCGUAGCUCUUGCUUUGACUAUGGCGCGCUACUUCAAGAGGUGGAGCAUCUGGUCCAAGGACGUGAUUCUCCUGAUUCCAGAGGACAGCACAUACGGCCCUGAAGCAUGGGUGAGUGCAUACCACAGCACCGAUAUAGCUUCCACCACGAGCAGGAACAUCAGCGCUCUACCGAUUAAAGCGGGGGCACUACAAGGUGCUGUGGCACUGGAUUAUCCCGUGGGACCUUGGGGGAAACGUUUCGACAAGCUGGAUGUCCUUUACGAUGGCAUCAAUGGCGCACUCCCGAAUCUUGACCUCAUCAAUACUGCAGUUCAGAUUGCGUCGGGACACAUGGGCAUUGGAUGCUCCUUGCAUGGCCUGACCAAGCACUCUGACAAAUAUCCCGAUCGACUGCGAACGAUCGCCUCGGGGAUUCUAUCACAAGCACAAGGCGUUGCGACUGGUCCACAUUCAGCUUUCAUGCCAUAUCACGUCGACGCGAUUACAUUGAAGACGGUCGGAGACGGCUGGCAUGACGAGAUGAGUCUGGGACGGGUCACGGAAAGUGUUUUCAGAAGUAUCAACAAUCUGUUGGAGCAUUUGCAUCAGAGUUUCUUCUUUUACAUUUUGAUGAACACGAAUCGAUUUGUGAGCAUCGGAAGCUACUUACCUGCUGCGAUGUUGGUGGCAGGGAGUUUCACGAUUAAUGCGCUGGCACUCUGGAUUCUCAGUGGCAGGGGCCCCGUACAGAAACCUGGAAAACUGGAGAGUGAAGGGAACGUGAAGCCCAAGGGCGAGAAGCUGGUCACGAUCAAAGACGGAGGGGUGGUGGCUGUUGUGGCGAGGGAAGAGGUGCAGAGCGUGGAGAGAAGGAUGUUCUUGCCCGCUGUUGUCGUGGUGGGCACGCAUCUGCUCAGUAUGAUACCUCUGUAUCUGCUGACGCAUACGAGUAAGGCUAAACUGCCUUAUGCGUUCGGCAUUAUCACCACCAGCAGUUACAUACUUCCAGUCUAUCUCUCGAUCCUCCUGGUCCGAUAUGCUCGCACGUCUUCGCAGCAGCUGCAGACCAUGCAGUCUUUCUCGCUGCUCUUCCUUGGCGCCACACUUUCGACGUGGGCCACUCUCAAUUUCUCGCUGGCACUUACCGUAGGCUUGCUCGCCUGUCCGCUCGGCUUUGUGCGGCCACUGCCUCUGCGGUCCUCGGCAGGCAUCAGCGACAAGCAGCGUAAUCUUGCCGUCGCUCUGAGUGUCCCCACGACUCUGCUCUGGCUCGCUCUUUCUCCUCCUGCGACGCUCUACGCGCUGAGCUGGUACUUGAAUAUGGACGUCGGCGGGAUACUGUUUGAGGUUGCCAAGGGCUGGGUAGCACAAGGUGUCUGGAGCUGUCUUGUGCUGUGGAGUGUAUGGUGGCCUGGCUGGGUUCUGGCUGGAGUUGUGCUCUUUAGCGGCGCUGUCAGGACAGACUGA
Messenger RNA from Sphaerulina musiva SO2202, 1911 nucleotides. Its product is annotated as Glycosylphosphatidylinositol:protein transamidase, GAA1 component. The transcript is spliced from 3 exons. The record is from RefSeq and is a predicted model, not a curated record. Gene Ontology annotation, biological process: attachment of GPI anchor to protein. Gene Ontology annotation, cellular component: GPI-anchor transamidase complex; membrane. Lineage: Eukaryota; Fungi; Ascomycota; Dothideomycetes; Mycosphaerellales; Mycosphaerellaceae. The coding region runs from base 1 to 1911 and encodes 636 amino acids.